This is a messenger RNA of Fusarium poae, 1932 nucleotides long. RefSeq lists its product as uncharacterized. The transcript has a single exon. Gene Ontology annotation, molecular function: RNA helicase activity; RNA binding; ATP binding. The coding region runs from base 1 to 1932 and encodes 643 amino acids. NCBI's taxonomy places the organism in Eukaryota, Fungi, Ascomycota, Sordariomycetes, Hypocreales, Nectriaceae. The record is from RefSeq and is a predicted model, not a curated record.
AUGGAGUCUCCAAGUCAAUCAGAUCCUGUUAUUACAGUGAUAUCUGCUAGGUAUCGCGCUGCCUGGCCAGAGCUUCGCCCUCUCCCGCUCGUGUGGGCCUCAGAUCCAACAUGGCCUUUCCCCCUUCUCGAAGAACGUAGGUGCGAAAUCGAAAAGACUGUUGCAGGAAUUGUCUGUCGGCUUGGAAUCGAAUACGAAGAAGAUGGCGAUGCAGAAGUCUGGCUCGAGAACCAAUAUAUGGCCUCGCAACCUGACACAUGUGUCCCGACUAUCUGUAUUUAUUCGUCAUGGUCUGUAGACAAGCAGGGCCUUUGGGAGACAGCUGUUCGAGAAAUCGCCCUGGAAUUGUACCACAUGUUCAAAGACUCCGACGUUGCUUAUGAUAGUAUUCAUAUCGAUAUGCAAUCGCCUGAACUCGGUCAGACGAUUUACUAUGAACCAGUCACUAACAGCGACCUAUGCGACUCAUGGGAUGAUAUCAGGGCCCUCGUGAAUCAGAUGCUCGAGGCUUUCACGGCAACAAGACGUUCAAUGGUCACUAUUGGGUUAUUUCAGUAUGGGUCGAGGCGGGGGGGGAGCCCAAUUACGAUUUACAUCGCAGUCGACUACAGCUCCGACGAGACGGGGUGGCUUGAGGUCAUUGCCGAUAUUAAAGCCAACAUAAAAAAACAUAAACAAGGUUGGACGGACGUCCAAGUCCAUAUUGAACACCAUGCCAGGACAAGCUAUUCUCCCGACGUAUUACCCCCAACAUACGCCAGGGAUAUUGUCCUUGAAGGGUUGCGGGAGAACAAGUGUUUUGUUGGCGACUACCAGCAGAUGGUAAAGCCAGGCGAAGACUUUGGGGCAGAAAGUUACACGCACAGCGACGGGUCUCAGAGAUCUGCUGGAUUCGGAACCCUAGGCUGCUUUGUUGAAAUCCAGAGAAAAAGCAGUCCAGCCUGGAAGAGGUAUGCCCUCACCAGCUAUCAUGCGGUUCGGCCUGCUCUACCAGGCUUUCGCCUCGAGAGCGUUGGUGACAAAUCAAGACCUAUGCCGCCUGAACCCGAUAGUGAUUGUUGGAAUGUCGAUUUAAAGGGAUAUGCUCCUGGUUAUAGCGCAAAUAUCCUACAUUUUGAGAGUCCAUCUAGGUCUAAGCACAACUUUACUAUUUGGUACAACAAAGAUCAAAUUACACUCCUGAAUCAACGACUUGAGGAAAUGGAGGCCAAAUUCCGGAACGGUGGCGACAGGUCUAACCAAGAAUCGAUCGACUCGCUACGGGCAAGGAUUCAGAUAGCCGAGGGCGAAAUGCAGAAGAAAAUCGACUUCUUUAACGACGGUAAACAAAUGCUUGGUACGCUGUUUGCCGCUUCUGGCUACAUGCGCAGGGUCUCCGUUCAUCAGGAUAACUCAGUUGAUGAGCACAAGAUGAGACUCGAUUGGGCUUUGAUUGAUGUAGUCGAGCAUCGACAAGGACCCAAUUGCCUACCACCGUUAUCAGCUUGGGAAGAGAAGUACCAUUCUGCAGCUCACCCAGACCUAACAUACGGAGAACUUCUUAAAGACACCCAGUCUGUUGACCCUGAUAACUCGCCUGUUUGGAAAGUCGGCGCCGCCAACGGCCCUGCAAUUGGGACAUACCAUCGGAAUAGAAUCGCCUGUGCGAUGGUGGAAGACAGUCACUUGAGAAGCGAGGACCACGAAACCUCCGAGUAUAUCUACCAACCAGGCAACCACUACAGGCGAUUGACGUAUUGUGCGAAAGGCGAUUCGGGAUCGAUUGUUUUCAAUAAGCACGGAAAGGUUAUUGGGCUGUACUCUACAGGAAUCAAGAUCCGGAUGUCCCUUGAUAACGAGGAGUUCGGGAUAGUGACUCCUAUUGAGCAUAUUUUCCAGGAUAUCAAGGACUUUUUAGGAGAUGUUACGGACAUCCGAGUAGCCAUAGACUAA